Molecule: messenger RNA, 1182 nt
Organism: Peniophora sp. CBMAI 1063
Lineage: Eukaryota; Fungi; Basidiomycota; Agaricomycetes; Russulales; Peniophoraceae
Source: the annotation of a GenBank genome assembly
AUGGUUGCUUCUUUCUGUUCGCUUGCUGCGUCAAGCGAGAUCGGCGUCGCGACGUCACGGCAAGUUCAUAAUGAGGCUGGCCGUAAGCUGGAUGUUUCACGGCUAUGUGCGUCAGCCGCAAGCUGCCCGACACGAUCCGAACACGCCAGGAACCGCCCCGACGCCGAGAUGCUCGCGAACACCAGUGGACCAACUCUGCCUACAGAACUGAUCUUUCACAUCGUCGGUUACAGCUUCGGCCAACAUUAUUACGAGCUUGUCGCCUCUCCGAAGUCCAUUCCGACAGGAUGGGAGCCCGGCUCGGUCUUCAUGCAGACGUCUCGAACGUUUCGUGUUUGCACUAGGCGCUUCUUGAAACCGCUAUGGGGCAAGCAAGUCAAGCAAGGCGCGAGAUGUAACUACAAGAAAACCAUGGCGUUACUGCGACGCCUGGCCGACCACGUGUAUGGCGAACUCGAUGACCUGGUCAAGGAAGAUCAGCCUCCUUGGCUCAAGGAACAUAUACUGCGUUCCCCAUCAAUCCCCUUGGUCUUCAUCUUGAAGGGGCUUUUCUGCUACACGGCGCGUUCUCGUAUCUGGCCGAGUGAGUCACACUGGGAGAAGUGGGAAGCGCAUGUUCCUCCUAUGCUUGAACAUACGAAUGUCAUGCUUCGGAUGGCCGAGAGUUACGAGAGACUUCCUAUACACGCGAAAGCUACCGCCCUAGGACCUCUCAAUGGUCACAUUCGGGAUAUAGCCGCCCCCUGGACCGUGGCAUUUACUCGAGCAUACAUCUUGCGUCACUUGGUUGAGACUCUGAUAUCGCAAUUCGUCAAGAAGGGUGAUCUGCCGCAGGACGUUUAUAUCCUGACCAUGGUGGACGCUUUGGACGAGAAGAGCCUCGAACACUCCAAACUGCUCGCUCGCGAAGUGAAGGCAUCAUGCGAUACCGAUAUGCGCAUGCUCGUUUCGGCUUUCCAUCUUUCAGCUGCAUGCGCCGAGCCGGAUGUAGUCACAGACUCGACUUGGCGCUUCCCUUCAGAUGACUGGAAGAUCGUGAGCGACUCCUUGCGCAUCUGGAAGAACCUCCCUGUCGCAGAGGAAAAGGUUAACGCUGGACGCGAGCUGUGGCAGACGAUCUGCAUGCUCAUACGUCGCGUGUCAUCAUCGCUGCUGGUCGGCGUCGUGUCUGACGGCAAGUGA